Empidonax traillii (willow flycatcher) is the source of this 2596-nucleotide messenger RNA. Its product is annotated as two pore calcium channel protein 2-like. Lineage: Eukaryota; Metazoa; Chordata; Aves; Passeriformes; Tyrannidae. Gene Ontology annotation, biological process: transmembrane transport; monoatomic ion transport. Gene Ontology annotation, cellular component: lysosomal membrane. Gene Ontology annotation, molecular function: voltage-gated channel activity; monoatomic ion channel activity. The record is from RefSeq and is a predicted model, not a curated record. Bases 1 to 2127 code for a protein of 708 amino acids. The transcript is spliced from 23 exons.
AUGGAGGCCGGCGCUGAGGCGGAGCCGCUGCUGCCCCCGCGGCGCUGGCGGGCGGCCCGCGGGCUGUGGGGGGCGGGCGGCGCUGCCCGCCCGGCCGAGCACGGUGCUGGAGCUGAUAAUGACCUUUAUAUAAACCAAGCUGUAGUAUUUAUUGAAGAUGCAAUACAGUAUCGAUCCAUAAAUCACCGUGUGGACUCCAAAUCCCUGUGGCUUUAUCGAUGGUACUAUUCAAGGACCUGCCAGUGGAUUUUGAGUUUAACCAUCACUGUAAUCCUGGCUUUGGCUUUCAUUGAAGAGCCUUCUUCACUCACUGUCACAUCGGACGUGCGGUACCGCCUUCCCCCUUGGAAUCCUCCCUGUGGCCUGACAGAGAGCUUGGAGCUGCUCUGCUUCCUGGUGUUUGUGGCUGAUGUGUCUGUGAAGAGUUACUUGAUUGGAUGGAAAGAAUUUUGGAAAAACAAAUGGCUAAUGGCUUAUAUACUGACAUUAACUGUUUCCCUGAUGGAUUGGAUUGUCUCGCUGAGUUUUUCCUGCAGGGAGAGUUUGAGAAUAAGAAGAAUUUUUCGCCCGUUCUUUCUCCUUCAGAACUCUUCCAUGAUGAAGAAAACGUUAAAAAGUAUCAACAGCACGUUGCCUGAAAUGGCAAGUGUUCUUCUGCUGCUGGCUGUUCAUCUGUCUCUCUUCACCAUGUUUGCCAUGCUGCUGUUUGCUCGAACAAAGGAUAAUCAGCAGGAUAAGGAGUGGGUGGUGUAUUUCCGGAAUCUGCCAGAUUCACUGACAUCCCUGCUGGUCCUGCUGACUACUGCAAAUAAUCCUGAUGUGAUGAUUCCUGCAUAUUCCAAGAAUCGAGCAUAUUCCAUCUUCUUCAUCCUCUUCACUGUUUUAGGCAACUUGUUUCUGAUGAACUUGCUUACAGCAAUAAUAUACAACCAGUUUCGAGGAUACCUCCUGAAAUCAGUUCAGUCCUCCCUCUUCAGGAGGCGGCUGGGAAUCCGGGCUGCGUUCGAAGUGCUUUCUACCCUGAAAGAGACUCCUGCCAGUGCCCAACAGUCCUAUGUCAGCACUGGGGCCUUACAACAAGUGCUGCAGAAAGCUGAGAUGGAUUCUCGCUGCAAACAAGCCAUCCUGAGGUCGCUCAAAAUGUGCUCCUGUGACCAGCUGUCAGCUGCCCAGUUCCAGAAGCUCUUUGAAGAACUAGACAAAGAUGCCAUUAAGCAACAUCCUCCCAGUCCAGAGUACCAGUCCCAUUUUAUGCAGAAAUUGCAGUUUGCCUUUGGCCAUCCCUACUUUGGCUACUUGGGGAAUGUGGUAGCCCUUGCAAACAUUAUUUCUAUCUGUGUGGUUUUGGUGAUGGAUGCAGAUAAACAACCUUCUGAAAGAGAUGACUUUUUCCUGGGGGCCAUCAACUGCUUCUUCAUCCUGUACUAUCUGCUGGAAAUGUUGCUGAAAAUCUUAGCAAUGGGCUUGAGAAGAUACCUGUCUUACCCAAGCAAUAGAUUUGAUGGACUUCUGACUGUAAUUUUGCUGAUUUUGGAGAUUUCAACUUUUGCUGUGUAUGGAUUUCCUCAUCCUGGCUGGAGACCCGAGUUCAUGGGCUUAUUAUCCCUGUGGGAUAUGGUGCGAUUGGUGAACAUGCUGAUCGUGUUCCGCUUUCUGAGGAUCAUCCCCAACAUGAAGUUCAUGGCUUUGGUUGUCACUACAUUGCUGGAUCUGGUAAAAAACUUAAGAGCCUUUGCAGGGAUCCUUGUGGUGGUUUUCUAUGCAUUUGCUAUAACUGGCAUAAUGCUAUUCAAAGGUGCUGUCGUUCCCUUGGGAAAUACCAGUGCUGCCAACACCACAUUUGAUAAUGGCACCUUGCAGUGUGGGACCUACGAGCAGCUGGAAUAUUGGCCCAACAACUUCGAUGACUUCGCUGCAGCAGUGGUGACCCUCUGGGAUGUGAUGGUGGUGAACAACUGGCAGGUCUUUUUGGAUGCCUUUUCAAGAUAUUCCAGUCCGUGGGCAAAGAUCUAUUUUGUAGCCUGGUGGUUGAUCUCCUCUGUCAUCUGGGUUAAUCUCUUCGUAGCUUUACUUCUGGAGGUAAGGAAAUGUGUUUAUUUGGUAUUGGAUCCCAAAGCUGGGUUCUAAUUCGUGCAGGAAGUUAAAAGAACCCGGACAACUUUUUGGGAAAAGUAUGUUGGGCUUGUGUGUGUUCUUUCUUUACCUUUCUCCUCGCUGCCCUUCCCCUCAGGAGUUAAGGAAGCUGUUUUUUUUCCUAGACAAUUCUAUGUUUUAUUUGCAAUUUUGUCACAGAACUGGUUGCAUCUCACUGGGCAUGUACAUUUUCAUGAUAUCACUCUCUAUAAAGAGGAAAAAUAUUAUAAGCACUAUAAAAUUGCUUGUCUCUUGUACAUUCACAUUUUACUUCAGCAUUAGUUAUUCAAGCUGCAGGCUUUUUGCAUUUUAAUUUAUCAGCAAAUGAAGUUAGCUCUUUGUAAAUUUACUUGUAAUUUAUUUGGCUUUCCUGUAUUUCUUCCCACCCUGAUUUGAAUUAUUACCAUUGUCCAGUUCCACACUAGAAAAAUGGAACUGAUGACCCCUUUUCAAGAGAUUUUCU